Messenger RNA from Pistacia vera, 473 nucleotides. RefSeq names its product toll/interleukin-1 receptor-like protein. The annotation marks the transcript as partial. Lineage: Eukaryota; Viridiplantae; Streptophyta; Magnoliopsida; Sapindales; Anacardiaceae. Gene Ontology annotation, biological process: signal transduction. The transcript has a single exon. The record is from RefSeq and is a predicted model, not a curated record.
AUGGCUGCUUCUUGUACUGGAAUUGCCUUAGAGGAGAAGUAUGAUGUUUUCCUCAGUUUUAGAGGUGCGGAUACUCGCCCUGGCUUUACUAGCCAUCUCUACGCAGCUUUGAUUCGGCGAAAUAUUAAAACUUUUCUUGAUGAUCAACUCAUAAUAGGAGAUGAACUGACGCCGGCUCUUUUGAGUGCCAUUGAACGUUCAACAAUUUCAGUUAUCCUUUUGUCAGAAGACUAUGCCUCUUCCAAAUGGUGCCUUGAAGAACUUGAAGUGAUUCUUAAAAACAAGAAAGAGCGUCAACAGAUUGUAAUACCAGUUUUCUACCAUGUAGAACCUACACAUGUAAGGAGGCAAUCUGGAUCUUUUGGGGCUGCUUUUUCCAAGCUUGAAGAACGUUAUAAGGAGAAGUCAGACAUAUGGAGGACUACUUUGACAGAAGUAGCCAACCUAUCUGGUUGGGAUUCAUCUAUCGUAAG